UACAACGUAGUUAAGCUGAAUAUUCCCCCAACUAGCACCCAACAAAAUGGCCUCAACUGAAACUGCCGUUCCCUUGAACAAUCAGCAUGAGAUUGUCCGCCAAUUAGCAGACUUCCCAGAAAACAUUUGGUCUCAUCGCAUCGCUUCUUUCACUCUCGAUAAGCAGGGAUAUGAAAUGUGUGCCAAAGAAAUUGAAAUGUUAAAGGAAGAAGUGAGCAGGCUUUUGGCAAUUGAAAAACCCAUGAUGGAGAAAUUCAAUCUUAUAGAUAAUAUAGAACGACUUGGCAUCUCGUAUCACUUUGGCGACAAGAUUGAAGACCAACUACAAGAAUAUUAUGAUGCUUACACCAACUUUGAGAAGCAUGCAGAGUGUGAUUUAUCGAUUGCAGCACUUCAAUUCAGACUGUUCAGGCAACAUGGUUUCAAUAUAUCUUGUGGCAUCUUUGAUGGGUUCCUUGAUGCUAAUGGUAAGUUUAAGGAAUCUUUAUGCAAUGACAUAAAGGGUCUCCUAAGUCUUUAUGAAGCUGCUCAUGUCAGAACACAUGGUGAUAAAAUUUUAGAAGAAGCCCUUUUUUUCACAACUACUCAUCUGACACGGGAAAUUCCCAAUGUGGGUUCUACUCUUGCAAAAAAAGUGAAACAUGCCCUUGAGCAGCCAUUGCAUAAGGGCAUCCCAAGAUAUGAGGCUUAUUGUUAUAUCUCCAUGUAUGAAGAAGAUGAGUCUAGUAACAGGUUGCUGCUAAGGCUUGCCAAAUUGGAUUACCACUUGUUGCACAUGUUGUAUAAAGAAGACCUUUCUGAGAUAAUCAGGUGGGGGAAGGAAUUGGACAUCAUAUCGAAGGUUCCAUACGCAAGGGACAGAAUUGUGGAGUGCUACUUUUGGGCUGUUGGAACCUAUUAUGAACCUCAUUAUUCUCUUGCUCGAAUGACUUUGACAAAAGCAACAGUCUUGGCUGGAAUGAUUGAUGAUACCUAUGAUGCGUAUGGCACCUUAGAUGAACUCAAAAUUUUUACGGAAGCUGUAGAAAGGUGGGACAGCAGUGGAAUCGAUCAACUCUCAGACUACAUGAAGGCAGCCUACACUUUGGUUCUGAAUUUUAAUAAAGAGCUUGAGGAAGAUUUAGCUAAAAAGAAGAGAACCUUUGCAUUCGACAAGUAUAUGGAAGAAUGGAAACAAUACGCGAGGACAAGCUUCACUCAGUCGAAGUGGUUUCUUGCGAAUGAAUUGCCAUCUUUUUCUGAUUACUUGAGCAAUGGAAUGGUCACAAGCACAUACUAUUUACUGUCAGCAGCAGCUUUCUUGGGCAUGGAUACUGCCUCAGAGGAUGUUAUCAACUGGAUGUCAACUAAUCCCAAAUUCUUUGUUGCGUUGACAACACAUGCCAGAUUGACUAAUGAUGUUGGCAGUCACAAGUUCGAGAAAGAAAGGGGCAGUGGCACAGCAAUUGAAUGCUACAUGAAAGAUUAUAAUGUGUCGGAGGAAGAGGCAAUGGAGAAGUUUGAAGAGAUGUGUGAGGACACUUGGAAGGUUAUGAAUGAGGAAUGCUUAAGGUCUACUACAAUUCCAAGAGAAAUUCUCAAAGUGAUUCUCAAUCUAGCACGAACCUGCGAAAUUGUUUACAAGCACCGUGGAGAUGGAUUCACUGAUCAACGUAGAAUUGAAGCCCAUAUAAACGCAAUGCUUAUGGACUCCAUGUCUAUUUGAGGAUGACACUGGUUACAUUAUCAGUUCCCAUUGGAAUUGGCCCUAUGUAUCAAUUCAUUAUGAGUUCUGAAGUGUGUGUGUGUAUGUUUUUUUUUUUCCUGUUUUUAAUUGGCCCUAGAGGUCUUCUAAUGCUGACAGAGAGGGAGAUCGAUUCUCCUUUCUUCCGUCUCCUCCCUUUGGUUAUGGUUGUGUAUCAAAACAAA
Coffea eugenioides is the source of this 1908-nucleotide messenger RNA. RefSeq names its product viridiflorene synthase-like. Lineage: Eukaryota; Viridiplantae; Streptophyta; Magnoliopsida; Gentianales; Rubiaceae. The transcript is spliced from 8 exons. Gene Ontology annotation, biological process: diterpenoid biosynthetic process. The record is from RefSeq and is a predicted model, not a curated record. Bases 47 to 1705 code for a protein of 552 amino acids. Gene Ontology annotation, molecular function: magnesium ion binding; terpene synthase activity.